AUGUUCAUUAUUAUUCACUCCUUUGUUACUUCUGUUUCACUGACAGCUUUAGGACCCGAGAACAGAACAAUGCAUUUUGUGACUGAGUUUGUCCCCCUGGGUUUCCCUGGUCCAAGGGAGAUGCAGAGCUUCUUGAUUUUAAUAAUCCUAGUGGCCUAUCUCCUGACCCUGCUGGGGAAUGGGGCUAUUGUCUGUGCAGUGAAAUGGGACAAGCAGCUUCACACACCCAUGUACAUCUUCCUGGGAAAUUUUGCCUUCCUAGAGAUCUGGUACAUUUCCUCCACUGUCCCAAAUAUGCUGGUCAACAUACUCUCUGAGACCAAGACCAUCUCCUUCACUGGAUGCUUCCUCCAAUUCUAUUUCUUUUUUUCACUGGGUAUGACAGAGUAUUUUUUCCUAUCAGUUAUGGCUUAUGAUCAGUACCUGGCCAUCUGUUGCCCACUACAUUACCCUUCUAUCAUGACUAGGAAGUUCUGUGUGAUCCUAGUCUGUGUUUGCUGGGUGAGUGGAUUUCUCUGCUAUCCAGUCCCCAUUGUCCUUAUCUCCUAACUCCCAUUCUGUGGACCAAACAUCAUUGACCACUUCGUGUGUGACCCAGACCCAUUGUUCAUGCUGGCCUGCAUCCCUGCUCCUUUCACUGUGCUUAUGUGUUACACCUUCAACUCAGUGAUAAUCUUUGGACCCUUCCUCUCUAUCUUGGGCUCUUACAUUCUAGUAUUCAGAGCUGUGCUUCGUGUUCCCACUAGUGCUGGUCGAACUAAAGCUUUCUCCACAUGUGCAUCCCAUCUAAUGGUGGUGACUCUAUUCUAUGGAACCCUUAUGGUGAUGUAUGUGAGCCCUACAUUGAGGAACCCAGCAGGAAUGCAGAAGAUCAUCACUUUGGUGCAUUCAGCUGUGACUCUGCUCUUAAAUCCCCUUAUUUAUAGCCUCCGAAACAAAGACAUGAAAGAUGCCCUAAAGAAAGUCCUGGGGUUAAGAAUUAACCACAACUGA
Manis pentadactyla (Chinese pangolin) is the source of this 993-nucleotide messenger RNA. RefSeq names its product olfactory receptor 11H6-like. Gene Ontology annotation, cellular component: membrane. The transcript has a single exon. NCBI's taxonomy places the organism in Eukaryota, Metazoa, Chordata, Mammalia, Pholidota, Manidae. Gene Ontology annotation, biological process: G protein-coupled receptor signaling pathway. Gene Ontology annotation, molecular function: olfactory receptor activity; G protein-coupled receptor activity. The record is from RefSeq and is a predicted model, not a curated record.